GAAGGGUAUCUGUCAAAUAUUCGCAAAAUGUAGAGAGCGUAGAGAGUUUUAUUUUAUCUGGCCAAAAUGGCUGACGCGUCGUCGCCGUUGCGUGGAAAUAAAAUACCUGAUAAUUUGUACGAAUUGUGUUUGACGAAUUUAGUGAACUAUUUGCAAAAAUGUAAAUGUGAGCGAAGUGUUCUGCGGACACUUCCAGAUAGUGUUCUCAUGGAUGUUUACUUUAAGAUGCUGCAGGAGAAGAGGUUGUGUAUCCUGGGCGCAGAGCUGUCACAGUGGGAGACCUUUGAAAGGCUGUUGCGGUUCACUGGCUCACAGCUCAGACUCCUCAGGUGCUUCCAGGCGGUUAUCGAGCAUGGCACCAAACUGUCUUCAGAGGUGACCAGCUCCUACCUGCACAUGUGCGACGAGGGCGCGCGCUCCCACGACGCCCUUAUAGAACUAGGCCUACGGAUCGGUGACUUCCUAAACGAAGCAGGAUGGUACGCAGACGCACAGAAGGUGCUGCUGCGAUGUCGGGACAUCUGCCAAGCGCAGCCGCAGACCACAUACUAUAAGCGACUAACUCUAGAAUGCUGUCAUAGGUUACUGAACACACAGUCGGCGUACUGCUGCUUCCCCGCGGCGGCAGAGACGUACUCGCUGGCGCUGCGUUUACUCGGGCUACCUGAGGACGUGCGAGACGAGCACCUGCGCGGGCCCUACGCCACCGCCCCCUCGCGGGACCAGGCCACGCAGACUGACCCCGUCGACCCGGAGGCCGCACGGCUAGACGGGUGGUCAUCAGACGCAAGCGCGUUGCCAUGCAACGCGGGUCGCACUGCGGCGUGGGGCACGGGCGCGCUGGUGGCGCGGCUGUUCAAGGAGUUCUCCGCGCUGUUCUUCGUGCGCUGCGACUACAGCGCCGCCCACGCGUGGAGCAUGCGCGCGCUGCGGCUGCUCACGCCCUACACGCCCGUCAAGAUAACGAUAGAGGUGAUCCGCGCGUGCGGCAAGGCGUGCGUGGUGAAGCGGCGGUUCGGGGACGCCGGGGUGCUGGUGCGCCGCGCCGUCUGCCUCGCGCGCGCCCACUGCGGCCCCGCGCACCCCCGCCUCGCCGCCGCGCUGCUGGACCACGGCUUCUACCUGCUCAACGUGGACUCCAUCGCACGCAGCGUGUCCGUCUACGAGGAGGCGCUAGCGAUGCUACGCAGCGUAUUCGGUCGCAGCAGUCUCCACGUGGCCACAGCUCAAGAAGACCUCGCGUACGCGCUCUACGUACUGGAAUAUUCCUCGGGACGAUUCUAUAAAGCGAGGGACCACGCGGAACGAGCUAUACGGAUCAUACAGAAUUUAGUGCCUCCUGACCACCUGCUGCUGGCGUCUGCUAAACGGGUGAAGGCGCUCAUACUGGAGGAGAUUGCGCUCGACACGCCUGCAGGACAGGAUAUGAGCGAACCAAAUCUACUGGAGGAGUCUGAGGCACUGCACAAAGCGGCGUUGUCCCUCUCCAUGAUGGCUUUCGGGGAGAACAACGUGCAGACCGCCAAGCACUACGGCAACCUCGGCCGCCUCUACCAGAGCAUGCAGAAGUUUCAGGACGCGGAGACGAUGCACCUUAAAGCGAUAGCGAUAAAGGAACAGUUACUCGGUCCCGAGGACUACGAAGUGGGGCUCAGCAUCGGGCACCUGGCGUCCCUCUACAACUACCACAUGAAUAUGCACCACGCGGCCGAACAACUGUACCUGCGUUCCAUUGCCAUCAGUCUGAAGUUGUUCGGCGAGCGGUACUCGGGCCUGGAGUACGACUACCGCGGACUCGUGCAUGUGUUCACUCAGCUCAAGCAGCAUCGACGCGCCGACCACUACACGAGUCUACUGCAGCGCUGGCAUUUGCUAAGAGAACAAUCCCGAGCGGAGCAGCAGCAGCCGGCGCUUGAAGACGAGCUGAUGAUGCCGCUUGAGGAACUCCAGCACAAGCUGUUCGCCAACGAUUGAACCCCCGACCCAUGUGCCUAGUGCGAGCUAAGAUACUAUUCCUCAACUAUCAUGGGUUUGUUUCCUUUCUAUACAUGUAAAUGAGGUUCAUCACCCUUCAUUCAAUACAGACGGUAAAAUAGUGAGUGAUCAUAGAAAAAGAUAUGGUUUUGACAUCCGUCAAUUAAUAAAUAAAAUAUAAUAUUUGUGCACGAAAAAUUGUACGAAAUAAUAGCUAUAAAUGUUGUUUCUCAUUUCUGAGCAACACAAUUGUUUUAUUUCGUAAUUAAAUCUAUUUAGUUCAUAAAAUCACAUUAUAUACAUUUGACAGUCGCAGUUGUUCUUUUAGGAAAUCCUGAUGACCCUGGUCCACCAAUUCACCUGAUUUUAAAAGUAUAUGCAGAGUCCAACUAUGACUUUAACAUAGCUUAAUAGUUUUUUUUAUAUUAAUAUUAUCCAUCCAAACCUGUAUCAUACUCCCAAUAUCUCUUGAAGAUUACUACAGAAUACUGUUUUGACAAAGUUGAAACAUAUUAAAGCGGUAAUAAUUUAGCAAUACGAGCAAAGUCUCCUGUCUGUGUAAAACCUUUCUUGAUUUCUAAUAAAUAUGUUGCUAUACAAUGUAUGGAGACAAACGCAUCAUAUCAUAGUUUUUGAAUACAUUCCAACCUCGCACUAGAUACUUUGGUGAUGACCCACUCCGCAUACCACGCUUACAGGGAGAUUCUCAACACCACCAGCAAAAGGAAUGCCUGUUUCACAGCGACUCGAUUAUCAAUAAUGCAUUUGACAGCUCUAGAAAGAAAAUAUCAUUAAUGCUGUCUAAGCUGUUAACAAAACAUCUGUUAAUUUCAUCAAUCCUCCCUGUAUCGUAUUAGUUCAUAAACGAUAUAAUAUCUAUUAUAUUAAUGAUGGACAACCAUUUGAGUUUGAUUCAAACAAAUACAAACAGAUUUUUUAUAAAAAUGAUUUUUUUAGUAACAGAUAACAAAUAGUUUCCUUUAAUUAUUGUUAUACAUACUAUGUUUUUUUUUACAUAUUGAUACUGAUUUAGUUAAUUCAUUAUAUUCUCAAAAGCUGUUAAUUUUUAACAAUAUUACUAAUGAAUUAGUAUGGUUUACAUUUUUUUAAUCCGAAUACGAUUUUAUUAUAAUAUAUAAUAUGCAAUGUACUGGUAAAUCUAUAAGAUUUUCUCAGAGAUGUGUAAAUGUAUCUAGAAUUUUCUCCCAGGCCUGUUCCGGAAAUUGAAAAGAAAACCUAGUUGCCUACUUUUAGUCAAUAAAAGUGUUGUAAUAUCGUCAAUCGGCACUAUAAAUAAGAGGCUUUCCUACUAAUCUAGUCUUUACUCUAAUAAGAUAUCGGUCGUUCCCGAUAACCUAUCCCAGGCAAGAGUUAAGCUAACUAAAGUUACUAUGCUAAAUAAAACACGUUUUUAACGGGUUAGAUGUACUGAAUUUAUUUAUUGACGUUUCGCAUCCUUUGCAGGAAUGCGUCGUCAGAACAUAGAUUUUUUUGGAAAAAGAAAAAAUAACGUGUUUUAUUUAAUUAGUGAAGUGCGUGAAAACCUAAGAAACAAAUACUAUGCUAAUGAAUUUUUUUUUAAUUUUUUGAAAAUAAUAUCUAUGGAAAAAUAACUAAAUUAGAUUUUUUUUUUUCACACUUGAGGAUAAUAUAUUGAGAAUGGCUGUAUGUAUGUUGACUGACACAAGCCAUCUCUAAUUCUAGAUUUCCGCAAAUUUAUUUAUUAGGAGCAAAGCCACUUGUAUGCAUACAGGCAGAUCUCGUCUUGUUCAUUUUCGGAAUAGGCAUAUAACAUAGGUUUUAUUUAAAGUGCCUAGCGAAUAUACAUUGUCCAGUUGUACCGGAAGCACAAAACGAAAUGUAACCUCGCUCACGACUGCUCUAUGUGUCUAUAGUAUGUAGUCGUUGGAUGUAAAUUAAUAUUUGCUUCGGGCGAAUCACGCUAGAGUGCCUGUAUAUAACGAUGUAUGUUUUGAUUGUCGAUAUUAUAUAUUUGAUUUGGUUGAUCAAUUGUCACCUAAUAAACAAACCUCGCAACUAAACAUUUUAAUUAAAAAUUAUCACUCGUUUAGAGCAUUCUUUACCAAAGCUAUAUUAAUAUCUGCCUUAGGAAUUCAACAUUUUAUUUUAUCAGUUUUAUAUAUUGUUAUCCUUUAAAAAUGGUUACAACAUGUUGCGGAGUUCGUUUUUCAAGUGACGUCAUGUUCCUCGUGCGUUAUGUGUAUAUAAUGGUAUCGAUUCUGCCAUGAUUCUCUAAAUCUAAACUUAAAUUUGACAAGUGUAUCCUUGUCAUUCUCUAUACAGAAUGAAAAGGAGAGACUGAUGUAAAAUUUAGUUCUAAGUUUAGAGAAUCACGCCAGAAUCGACACCAUUGUUAUAUUUUAUAGUGAUUUGUUUAUAGCUAAGGCGUUUAUUUUAGGAGUAGAGAAAUUUUACGUAAUGACGUGCAAUGGAUCGAGACAAGUUUGUGUAAAUAUUGAAGCUAAACUGAUCUUUUUGCCAAUGUUGCCAGUGAUUGUUUUCGUUUAUAAAAAAAAAUAUAUGCGAUUCAUAAUAGUUUAUAUAUGCGUUCGAUUAUGGCUGUCGACAUCUGUACCUUCAGCACAAACCAAUAUCGAAUUUCAUCUCGAUACGAGUCAAAUGUUAAGACGUUUUGUAUGGAAGUUUUUUUUUUUAUUGAUAGGUCCGACAAAUGACUCCACCCCACCUGAUGUUAAGUGAAGGUGAAGUCCAGACGUGAAGAUAGCUGAUACAGCAGUUUUACCUGCCACACCAGCCAUCCUCACCCUGCCGGCCUGCAUGUUGCUUCUUCACGCCUCUUUUAAAGGAUCCCAGGUUGUAAGAGGGAGGGAACGCGUGAGCGGGCAGAGCAUUCCAUUUACGGAUAGUGCGACAAAGAAAUGAGUCACCAAAUUUCUUUGUACGCGUUGGAAUUGUGGCCACAGUUAGACGGUGACAACGUAGGCCAGCGCGCGUGGUCCUCUGAAGGAAAGGGGAAGGUGGGAUAAGAGAGAAUAACUCCUCAGAACACUCGCCGUGGUACAGACGAUAGAACGCGCUUAGUGACGCCACGUCGCGUAAUUGAAGAGGCUCAAGGUUUACAUCCGUUGUGGCGCUGUUCAAAUUUCCAUACAAAACUACUUGACAUUUGACGCGUAUCAAGAUAGAAUUCAACUAUUCUAGCUCGAUAUUGUAUCGUGCCGAGGGCACUUUUAGCUAGUAACUAUAACGCAAAUCGUAUGUCUGAUACUUCCACAAUGAUAUUUGCGAUUCAUACGUGGACCGGGGGUCUUGAUUUAUUGCCUUUUGUAACCGAUACGAGUUACGUAUCCUAUAUACUCAAUAAUUUUGUAAUCAUGCUUCGUAGACUAACCGGAUCGCCUGAACCUUGUAGAGAACAUAUCGAAUUAUAAUUUGUUCGCUGAGAGUAUUUUCUUUAGAUAAAUGUAAUGAAGAUAGUAUUAUAUAUUGAUAUGGCGAGACCAUUAACAUACCUCAUGGAGGGCUCCUGCGGUGAGACGGAUUGUAGCGUGUAUCGCGCGGGUUGAUACAGAAUGGGGUACUUAAUUCCAUUAUAUGUAAUUGAAUUUCGGGGUAAUUUGUAGGGGGGGUGGAGGGGGGGCUCCCCCCGACCCCCCCGCCAUAAAAGAUUUUUGGCGGAAAUGCAGUUUUUUUUUUUUUACCUAACCUAAAAAUUCAUUAAAUCUGUUAAAUGUAGUGGAAUUUCAGGGGGAUAGGUAUUAGGGAAGACCCCUCAGAGGGAAGGGUAAAUCCCCCUCCCCCCUCCCGGCGUUUUUUUACAGAAAUGAUAAUUAUAAAAAAUUAGAGGGGUUUUAAAGGUAAAACUGUACUUCCAGGGCCUAGAGAUGAUAUUUGAUUUUUUUGUAGAAAAAGUCUCUAUUAACGAAUUUUUCUUUCUGGCGCUUCGCCGGCCGCUGCCGCGGCACGCUCGCUUCGCUCGCUCGGCUCGCGCGUUAAGGUCACAACACUAACCUAACCUAACCUAGUGUGAAGUAUCACCACACAAGCGGCUCAUUAGAGUCCAAAGCUCGCACUACACUCGACUCUUCAGGCGAAGGGCCAGCAGAACUCGAGGUCGAACGCUUUGAGGAUGCCAUGGUAGUCAGACGACGUUAAUAUCAACAGGAGUACGAAAAAGCUCUCAACUGCGACGAACACAAACACUGACUGACAGAUCUCAUUAAUGGCGGUAAAUUGUCACAUUUUGACAAUAGUACCAACAUAAUAAACUUAUAUUUACCAUAGACAACGAGAAACAUGUUAUUUUUGCAUAAAAAAAUGGCAGCACUGAUCAAAAUUGCUGUCAAAAUUGACUCAUAACCUACAAAAAUAUUAAUUUUCAAUAAAUUUUUUUUCGAGUUCUAUUCGUUUCCGCCUAAAAAGAUUUCGUGUACGUGUUUUUAAUAGUU
Molecule: messenger RNA, 6404 nt
Organism: Chilo suppressalis (striped riceborer)
Lineage: Eukaryota; Metazoa; Arthropoda; Insecta; Lepidoptera; Crambidae
Source: the annotation of a GenBank genome assembly